CCAAACUACUCGACAUGGUGUCAGACGUCAAGGGCUAUUUAGUUUCAACUUUUAGUUCAAGCAGUCCGGCUCAAGUACAGCUGUGACUUCCAAAAUUCUAAACACCACCAUCUGUCCCCACUGCUUAGGAAGUCCAGAAGCAUGGCACACCGUGUGAAGUUGCGAAGCGAUGACUUCGAUGUCAUCGGAGCCGUGCCGCGUGAUCUUUCGGUGAUAAAGAACUUCCUGAAACGCGACUGUGCUGUCAAGCGGCUGAUCGACAUCGAAGAGGAGUUCCUUCAGCAGUGUGUGGAACGGGGCGAGGACCCCACGGUGCCAAGGAAGAAGAAAGAUAACGAAGUCGUCCGGCGAGGUAGUUCACAGGGAUCCAAGGCACCAGAGCCAACAGAUGCAGCGGCGGUCUACUGUGACCCAUGUCGGAGGCUCAAAACAUCCGUGGGUCUCGAGGAGCUCACUAUGCCGGCCACUACAAAUCCUGUGUUCAACAAAGCUCUUCCGCCGUAUUUUGACGAAGAGACUGUGAUGGGCAACUCAUUGCCUGUAAAGUUUCGCUUCCGGCGCAAGUUUAAUCCCUGCGACCAGGAGAAGCCCAACAAUCUUUUGUGCACCACCACUCCGAGCACUAACGUCGUGGUGCUGACCAAUUGCUGCGAUGUGAUGGCGUGGCCCAGCCAGCGUGUGGCACAGAUGAACCGUGUGCCUGUGACCAUUUUGACGGGUGAAGCCGAUCUCACCGAGUACAUGUUGGAGGAAGAGACCAUUAUGUGAGGAGGAAUGAGCGCCAAAUAAGGACGAUGGUUUGAAAUAAACUAGAAAAGCAUAUUCCUCA
Drosophila serrata is the source of this 829-nucleotide messenger RNA. RefSeq lists its product as uncharacterized. The record is from RefSeq and is a predicted model, not a curated record. NCBI's taxonomy places the organism in Eukaryota, Metazoa, Arthropoda, Insecta, Diptera, Drosophilidae.